AGCUGUUGUUUGUUGUAAUUCUCACAGCUCUCGUUCUUCCCCUCCAACACAAGAGAGCCUUCUUCCCCAAAAAUACACACAACAAAUCCUCACUACCCCCAAAAGUCCAAAACCCUUCCCUUCCGAAUCCCCUCGGAGCUCCCUCGCUCCACAAUCCCUCCCGCCACUUAUUUACGAUCCUGCCCUCUUUUCUCCCCGCAACUUGCCAAAACUCCUUCCUAUCCCCGAAAUGCCCUCCCGUCGCCGCCCUAUUUACGCCGCCGUGACGGACUGAUACCAAUUCUCAGCUACUCGGCGAGCAAACGCCGCGGUUCCUCUUUCGCUCCCGAUUCUAAACAUAUGCAUGUGCGAUGUAAAUGGAAUCCGUUCACAAACUGAGAUAUAUGAGGAUGCAAUGGUGUUUACAUUUCCUGAUUCCCUGAAUUGGUGAAGAUAAAUUCUAUCUGCCAAGCUACACUCAGCACGUCCUGGGAUUCUAAAUGGAACUCAGAGUUUCAUCACUAAAGCGACUUGGACUUUCUACUUCUGAUUGUGCUAGUGACCCAGAGGAAAAGGAAGUAAGUGAUGAAGACGAUGAUGACCGCAACCAUAAGCAUCGUAGGAAGGAGUCACAAUCUCAGUCUAUGCAGAGAGAUUUGUUAGAACCGGUUUCCAAUAGGCCAUUCAGGAAGAGAAACAGAUUAUUUGACAACAGUCAUCCUUUCAGGGAAAAUGAAUCUCAAGACUACACCACAAAGUUUGAAAAAAGACGCCCUGGCCCAGGCUCUUUUCCCCAAAGGGUCAGGCCAAAUCAAUUAUUUUCUGGGGAUCCUGGUUCCAUUCGGGGAAGAGGAAGGGACCCUGUUCCAUGGGGUCAGCAUGAUCCUAGAUUCAAUCAACUCGAUCUUGCCUCUGGGCUCUUUGCAGGGAGGGGUUUGCCUAAUGUUUCAAAUCCGCGAAGUGGAUCUUGGAACGGGUUUGGAUUGAUUCCAGGAAUUCCUAAUGGUGGCUUGGACACACUUCAUACUAUGGGAUUGCAAGGAACAUUGGCUCCAGCAGUAAACUCUUCAUUGAAUAUGCGUAUUACGAGACAGCGUUGUAGAGAUUUUGAGGAGCGUGGCUUUUGUCUCAGAGGGGACAUGUGUCCAAUGGAGCAUGGUGUUAACCGUAUUGUUGUUGAAGAUGUCCAGAGCCUUUCUCAGUUUAACCUCCCCGUUUCACUCCCAAGUGCACAACUGGUGGGAACUCCUUCUGUUCCGGGGGGCUUACAAGGGAUUGGUAACCCUUCAACCAUGUCGGCUAACAGCAAAGCUUUAAAUGGAAAUAGUACCAAUUCUGGCUUGUAUGAUGACAAUCCUGGGCUGAAUGGUGGAUAUUCUGGCUCGGUUGCUGCAAGCGGAGCUGACUUUUAUGAUCCAGAUCAACCCUUGUGGAAUAACAGUGGUCCUGAAACAUCAAACUCACUCUUACAUCUACAUUCACCCAAAAAUAACGGAACUGAUUCUCUGAUGAGUGUUGAUCCCUCUGACCAGGAUCAUGCCGGUCCAGUCACAGGCUCUUCUGUUUGGGGCAGAAUCAGUGGUGUUAGAAACCGACGAGAAGGGAAAGAGAAAAUGGAUUCAACUACAAGCAAUGUCUGUCAUUUGGAGAAUGGAGCUAACAAGGAAGAACAGGAUGCUUCAGCCAAUCCUCGAGGUGCUUUUCGACAUGGGAAGCCACAUGUUGUUACAUCCGAGGAUAUUGGUGGGCCAUCCUCUGACAACAAGCGCCUAAGUGGUCAGCCUAUGCGUGUUAUGCGAAAGCCAUCUCAGAAGGCUUUGCGUACAUUAUUUGUCGCUGGUAUUCCACUCAAGAGCAACAGAAGGGAGACUCUCCUUUCUCAUUUCCACAAGUUUGGCGAGAUAAUCGAUAUUUACAUACCUUCAAAAAGCGACCGGGCAUUUAUUCAGUUUUCAAAGAAGGAAGAGGCGGAAGCUGCUCUAAUGGCUCCUGAUGCUGUGAUGGGGAAUCGGUUUAUCAAGUUGUGGUGGGCAAAUCGUGAUAGCAUACCUGAUGGUGGUGUGAGUAGUAGCAACAAUGGUGUGUCUUUACCUCCACGUGGUACGGGAUCAAUCCCAGUCCUACCUCAUCCUCCUCCUGUUGGUAACCGGGGAAAAGAUAUUGUUCAGUCAAGUGGAGCGAAGGUUGCCAGUGAUUCUCCCUCUGAUGCUUACACUGAGUACCAAAAGCUCCCCAAUGCCAAUAGUCCUAAAGGUCCACCUCCUGUUCAGAAAAAGCUAGAACAAUUGAAGGAAGAGCUUCGGAAAAAGCAGGAAAUGCUGGACCAGAAGCGGAAUGACUUCCGGCGCCAAUUGGAAAAGCUUCAGAAACAAACAACAGUAACCAAGAGUGAGGUAUCGACUGAGACUCCAAAGAAACCUAAAGUAGCAGCUGAUGCUGCAAAAGCUACUACCGAAGCAAUGCUGUCUGAUCCCUCUCCGUCACCUCGUCAGGAGGUGAAGAUGGCCAAUAAGAACAAAUCAACAGAAACAGCAUCAUCCACUUCUAAGAUGAGUGCUGGAGGGACAGUGCCAGAGGAAUCGUCAGACCCAAAGUGGCUGCCGCCAUUGCGGACUGUAGUACCUAUUGUUGGCUCUCCUUGUCUGGCGAAUAGAUACAAGUUGGACAAUCGCCCCACAACGUUUCAGAUCAUUCCCCCCUUGCCUUCUGGUUUGGCAAAUGUUGAUGUUUUGAAGGAGCACUUCUCCACUUUUGCCAAUCUCACUUCAGUGGAACUGGAAAGUGCUGAACCAUGUCAAAGUGAUGACGGUGAUGAUGGUGAUGAUACAUCCAAGACAACAGCCACUAAACUUUGCUCCUGCGCUCAUGUAACUUUCGCAACUCGUCGCUCAGCCGAGACAGCAUUCGUAAAUGGUAAAACCUGGCAAGGCCAUGAUUUACGAUUUACCUGGAUGCCAUCAAGUUCCCCUUCCACCAACAACCCUCGGAGCAAAGCAACCACACCGUUACCUCUUACUGACGACAAGUCAAAAAAACCAGAUUCUCAAGAAGCUCAGCACUCAGAAACAAAUGGCGGUGUAGAAAAGAGUGAGUUAAGUGAACCUCCCCAGCCACAUCCAACUGAAGAUGAAUCAGUCCAGAUCAAGCCUGUCCUCGCAAAGAUUUCCACCGAGAAAGAGGCUAGUUCGGAGAAGGAAGAACCGGGUAAAGGCGAAGAUGGUUGCUGAUGAUGAUGACUGUCGGGAAUUGUACAGCAAGGUAAGGUGUUAAAAGAAUAUUCCUAUUCUGAAACUAAUUUACAGGAGCCUUUUUUUCGGUUAGCAAUUUUCUGAAACUAGCCCCCGAUCUUGUUUUCUUUUUGGUUCUUUUUUUCUUUCUUGUAUCUCGGUUGUGUAGAAAGGGGGGUUUUGUGUUUUUUCACAGCCACCGUAAUGGGGUUACGGGGAUAUGAUACUGAGAUAGUUAAGUGGCAGACUUGAACAUGUUUCGUCUUUUGACGUAUGAGCAUAGAUUACUGGUCUCUGAACUGAUUUGAAAAAAGUUGAAAAAAGGACUGGAAGAAGAAAAGAAAAGGUUGCAUAUGAGACCAGUUUUACGGUCAGUAUAAAAAGAAUGGAAUCUGGGAUGUAGUUUUUUAGUCCCAUUUUUGUUCUUUUAGAGUUAGAAGUUCUGUAUUCGUAGAGGAAGGAAUGUUUAUGUUGGUAGUUGUAAUUUUACGGCGGGUAAAUACAGAAUACCCAAAUUAUGUGGGUUUUUUGCUGUUUGUGUGAAGGAGAUAGUCUUAGGAUGAUCACUUUACUAUGCAUGUGAGUUACCCUUUAUCCUUAAACAUGUAAAUGGUCCUUACUGGCGUAGAUCAAGAAUUGAAUGUCAUUCCUGUGGGAUGGAGACAGGUCAAGAUCUUUUUCUUGUUUUCUUCAUGGCUGCGGUGUGUAUCGUAGUCAUUCGAUUCUAGUGAGGAAGUCUUGAGAAUGUACAAGGACAACUUGAUAACUGAAUUCCAGGUUGUGUUGAUUCAUGAUUCGUUAUAAAGUGAUGAGUCUGAUGCGAUAGAUUAAACUACACAAUGAUUGU
Molecule: messenger RNA, 4053 nt
Organism: Linum tenue
Lineage: Eukaryota; Viridiplantae; Streptophyta; Magnoliopsida; Malpighiales; Linaceae
Source: the annotation of a GenBank genome assembly